UGGUUGGGGGAAAGAUGACAAAGUCUGGGCGACUUUGUGCAUUCAUCACCAAAGUAAGGAAAGGGAGUUUAGCGGAUACAGUUGGGCAUCUCAGACCAGGUGACCAGGUCCUAGAGUGGAAUGGCCGACAGUUGCAAGGAGCCACAUUUAAAGAAGUUUACAAUAUCAUUUUAGAAUCAAAGCCAGAGCCUCAGGUGGAACUAGUGGUCUCACGACCCAUUGGCGAUAUCCCCAGGAUACCAGAAAGCACACACUCACAACUGGAAUCCAGUUCGAGUUCAUUUGAGUCUCAGAAGAUGGAGCGGCCCUCCAUAUCCAUCACGUCUCCCAUGAGCCACGGAGUGCUGCGGGAUGGCCCACAGUACUUAUCGGGACAGCUUACAAGCCAAAGCCUUAGUAGAAGAAUUGAGCCUUUUAACCCUAAAGUUCAGGUCAAACUUUGGUAUGACAAAGUCGGCCAUCAGCUAAUCGUCACCAUACUGGGUGCAAAGGACCUGCCUUCAAGGGAAGACGGCCGACCGCUCAAUCCUUACGUGAAGAUCUACUUCCUCCCUGACAGAAGUUUGAAUCAUUGUUUCUCCAGUGACAAAAGCAAAAGAAGAACAAAAACAGUAAAGAAAUCACUAGAGCCCAAAUGGAACCAGACCUUUAUGUAUUCCCCCGUCCACCGGCGGGAGUUCAGGGAACGCAUGCUGGAGAUCACGCUGUGGGACCAGGCCCGGGUGCGAGAGGAGGAGAGUGAGUUCUUGGGAGAGAUCCUCAUAGAGCUGGAAACAGCGCUGCUGGAUGAUGAGCCGCACUGGUAUAAGCUACAAACACAUGAUGUCUCUUCGGUACCCCUACCGAAGAGCUCCCCCUGCCUCCAGAGACGAGCGCUGCAUGGAGACAGUCCCACACGCAGACUGCAGACCAAAGGCCCGUUUGUGUACAGCUCAGGGUCUCAGAGGAUCAGUGACAGCGAGUUCUCAGACUAUGACUGUGAGGAUGGUGUUGGCGUCCUAUCAGACUUUAGAAACGGCAGGGACCUCCAGAGCUCCACCCUCUCUGUGCCUGAACAGGUCUUAUCGUCCAAUCACUGCUCUCGGUCAGCCGACAUCAACCGAGCGCGCUCACGGUCUCCCAGCAUGCCCCCUACUCAGAGUCAUUUUCUCACCUUACCUCGAACCCGACACAGUCAGCCUCAUGACAGUCAGCUGGAGGAACUCAGGAAUUACGGAGCUCCAGACAGGCACGAGAAUCACCACAGGUCCCGUUCUGCAGACCAGCGGUCCGUGCUGGAGCGGCCCAUGUACAGUCGCUCUCGCUCCACAGAGCGGCCACCCGACGGCCCCCACAUGAGAUCAUCGAUGCCCUCCCUGCCGUCAGGACACUCCGCGCCACCCUCCCCUGCCUUAUCGAGGGCGCAUCCUCGUGGUGGAUCGGUUCAGACCAGCCCCACCGGGACCCCCGUGAACAGCAGGAGAGGACGACAGCUCCCACAACUGCCUCCAAAAGGGACGCUGGAAAGAAAAGACGGAGGUGAAGAACUCGAGCCUUCUCCAGGUGCUAUGGAUGUUGAGGAGCGGACGCGGCAGAUGAAACUGAAGAUGAACAAGUAUAAACAGGGAAUGGGCUCAGACUCCAGACUGGAACAGGACUAUCACAAGCGUUCGGGCAGGGAUCCUCAGCGGGGAGAAAACCUCUCGGCCAAGUCUUCGGACAGUGAUGUCAGCGACGUGUCCGCUGUGUCGAGAACCAGCAGUGUGUCUCGAUUCAGCAGCAUGAGCUACAUCUCAGUCCAAUCAGAACGGCCGCGGGGCAGCCGCAAGAUCAGCCACACCCACAGCAAUGCAGUGCAGGGGCGGAGCCUCUCCAGGGAGAGGGAGGAGUCGGUUGGGGAGGCGUUACAGGAGGAACAGGAGGAAGGAGGGUUAGAGGAGGACAGAGGGAGGAAGAGAGGAGGGGGGAGGGCAGGAAAGCUGAGGAGACAGACAGAUAGUGUAGACAGAGAGGAGGCGGAGCUGGAGGAGGAGUCUGAAGAGGGCGUGACUCAGAGGACGGUCUCAGAGACGGACCUCAGGUAA
Messenger RNA from Sinocyclocheilus grahami, 2063 nucleotides. Its product is annotated as regulating synaptic membrane exocytosis protein 2-like. The record is from RefSeq and is a predicted model, not a curated record. Gene Ontology annotation, biological process: calcium ion-regulated exocytosis of neurotransmitter; positive regulation of synaptic transmission; regulation of synaptic plasticity. Gene Ontology annotation, molecular function: transmembrane transporter binding; small GTPase binding. Gene Ontology annotation, cellular component: presynaptic membrane; cytoskeleton of presynaptic active zone. The coding region runs from base 15 to 2063 and encodes 682 amino acids. NCBI's taxonomy places the organism in Eukaryota, Metazoa, Chordata, Actinopteri, Cypriniformes, Cyprinidae. The transcript is spliced from 18 exons.